Molecule: messenger RNA, 1233 nt
Organism: Culex pipiens pallens (northern house mosquito)
Lineage: Eukaryota; Metazoa; Arthropoda; Insecta; Diptera; Culicidae
Exons: 1
Coding region: 1-1233 (410 amino acids)
Source: RefSeq, a predicted model, not a curated record
AUGGUGGACGGUGAUAUGGAAGAAAAUUUUGACUUCUUCGAGAGAAGUUGGGAGGAGUACGUCAAGGCCACAAGCAUGAACACGUGGCCAGCCACAGCGGACAAACAAAAAGUCAGCUACCUGCUCUCCGUAAUCGGAGAACCGGCCAGGAAGAAAUUUUUCAAUUUCGAACUAACCGAGGCCGAGCGUGCCACGCCGGCACUGGCCUUGAAGGCGAUUCGUGAGAAGGUGGUUCCCAAGAGGAACGUGAUCGUGGACCGCCUAGAGUUUUUCUCUGCCACGCAAUCUAGCCGCGAAUCGGUCGACGAAUACUCAACCCGGCUGAAGACCCUGGCGAGAGUCGCCAAACUCGGAACGUUGAAUGAGGAGCUCAUAACCUACAAGCUGAUAACCUCAAACAAGUGGCCUCAGCUGAGAUCGAAGAUGUUGGCCAUGACGGAUCUCACCCUGGAGAAGGUCGUGGACAUGUGCAGGGCCGAGGAGAUAACGGCCAAACGCAGCCAAGACCUGGCUGUACCGGAGGCGGAGGUCAACAAGGUGGCCAAGUCGAAGUUUCGCCGGAAGUCGCAGCAGCUGCCUCUCUGCAAAUUUUGCGGAGACGAACACGACUUCACAAAAGGAAGCUGCCCUGCACUCGGGAAGAGAUGCCGUCGGUGCAACGGUAAAAACCACUUCGAGAAAGCGUGCCGAGUGAAGCGCGGGUCCAGCAAGAAGAGUUCGCGGAAAGUGAAAGAAGUGAAGGACGAAAGUGAAUCGGAGGAAGAGUCCGACGUCGAUGCGUCGUCGGAAGACAGUAGUGAGGAAUUUGAAAUCGGGAAGAUCAUCGACAACUCCGACAAGGGCGGAAGUGUGUCAGCAGAGUUAGAGUUGAAAAUCAGUGACAAGUGGAGAAAAGUGAUUAGUGAGUUGGACACAGGUGCCAACACAAGCCUGAUUGGCCAAGAUUGUCUCGUGAAGCUGUACGGAGGAAAGUGUCCCAGUCUUUUUCCGUCGAAGAUGCGACUCCAGAGCUUCGGCGGAAAUCCGAUCAAGGUGUUGGGCGAGGUUAAGAUUCCGUGCCGUCGGUCCGGAAGGAAGUAUCGAUUGGUGCUUCAAGUGGUGGAAGGCGCUCACCGACCUCUUCUGUCGGCAAAAGUGUCCCGUGUGCUCGGAUUUGUCAAGUUCUGCAAAUCGGUUUGCUUCGGUGGACCCGAUUCAACCUCGCCAGACAAGCUGCUCAAGGUAUACAGAUGA